UGAAAGCAGACGACAAUUUGAUUGUGAUAGUUUUCAGCGAGGGGAAUUAAUAACUGGUGUCAGAGUGUUGAAAUCAUGGCCAAACAGAGCCACGAGGGUGAUUUGGUGUUUGGACUAUGAUUAUCAGCAGACGACAAAUUGUUUGCCAUGCAGGAUGCCGAACAGCUGCCUUGAUCGUAAGAAACGCCAGGAGAAAUACUGGAGUGUUUUUUCGUUCGCGAUCUCCUAAAAUACUCCUUCUGGGGAUAGAUGGCUUUGGGCGGAAAAAACAAGUUUGAAUAUGAUCGACUCAAGUCUUGUUCUUGAAACGAAUAGACGACAGCUUUUGACAAGUCUCCAAAACCGGGAUUCUAAAGCAUUACAUUGUUUGGCCAUCAGUGUAGACACUUGGAACACGAACAUGGAACAGUGCGGGACGUUCCCAUUGUGACUCCUGUACUUGGCGUACUCUGUGCACGAGGUCCUGGGCAGACGACAGUGCGAUCUAUAAAGAAGUCUGCUCCACGAGAAUACACCGUACCUGCUGCGUGUGUCAGAUCUGAUAAAAAUGCAUUUCUAAUGCAUAAGAGUUUCAACAGUUUCAAUCAGAUUUGACGGAACGGAAAUUGAAUUUCUCGAAACCCAGAAACAUAACUGCCACACUUUUAUUGCUGUUGUAAGUACUUCUAUUCCAUCAUUCCAUAUAUACAACUUGUGUUUAUUGCACGGAACAACAGCUCUCAUCACUCGUGUUACCUUGUUCGUGAUAAAUGAGAAUCAGCCACAUCUCCUCGCGUGUGUUUUAAUGACAAAUCAUUGGAAUAUCUCCCUGAAGUAGUUCUUCCAAAUUGGGCGAUUAUUGUCUGGAAUGACGAUGGUCUGAGACACUGGACUUGUCAAUACAGAUACACUUGUUUCAACAAUCACUACGGCAGGUUCCAUUGUGUGUAUGUUCAUGACUUGCCCAAGAGGCUCGGAAACAACGGGAGAACGGAUCUUGUUACAGUUUCACACACUUUCAGAUAUUGGUGUGUAGCGCUUUGUACCGCCUGUGUGAUUAAGCGAUAAAUUCCGGGCUUUGAUGACAAAACCUUUUUAACCAAGCACGUAAAAACAGUAUGAAACAUGGCAAUGAACGUUGAAUGAGUAUUGUUCCUAACAAACCAAGAGACGCCAUCUUGAUCCAAGUGUUCCAGGAUAUUUAGGAAGGCGUUUCUGAAAACUGAAUACCUACAAUGAUACGAGGGUGUUCCUGGUGACACACCGUGUCCAUUUUGUGUUCAACGUCGUGACAACUGUGAAGCAUACUCUUGGUGACGCCAAGGUGGCGUCGGUUUGCUGACGUUGAAGUUGAUGGAGACGAAAUUAGAGAUCCGACUCUUUAUGACAGAAUAUCAACGCCUGUCGCACUUCCCUUCACUUCACUUCUAGUCCAUUCAAGGAGAAGUUGUCAUGGAUGGUAAUAAAAGCAGAAAACAUUUCCAUCCGAUGACGUCAGAGCGUUGUCUCCCUUUGGAUGGGAGUACGGUUGAAGGUUGGUCGACGUCACGCGACCUUGACGGAAUCAUUACCAAGCACAGUGAUAUGUCGUCUGCUUACUUGCAAAGACUGGAAAAAAACCGGCAUCGCCAUGAAGAGGUUCAGUACAAACGUAUGCAGAACAUUCCAUACGGAAUCAGAGAAAUGAUCAGACCUCCUUCUGACACAAACCAGGGCGUUACGAUCCGGAGAUGGGUGGCUCUUCCAAGAACCUCCCCACGCCAGACAAAGAAGACCCAUAUCCUUCAGUGUGACCCUAAAGGAGCUCACCAAGAAGCCACACCAAGACGUGGGCAGGCAUCACAUCGUGAAUCUACUGUGUCCACGCCUCGUAAUGGUACUCGCCAUUCCGUGCCGAAUACUGCUAGAAAUACCAUGGACGCUGAUGACGUAUUUGGUGUCACCAACGUCCCCUUUAAAUGUCCUUCUUUGUCCAGUUCCAGAAAGAAAAGCUGUUGUAUUCCUUCCCGACAAGACUCUCAAAUCGCUCUUAGGAAAGCAAUGAGGUCGCAGAUUGAGCAACAAAGGAAUUCUGCUCUAACAAACCAUGUCCAGUUCGUGACUUCCAAUAAAUUAAACGGAACCCGUUUGACCCCACCAAGAGGCCACUUUAGGCCAGAAAGGGCGAAUGAAAUACAUUCGUUUCCUAGGGCGAUGACAGAUGGAAAUUUCGAAUUAUUGGCGAUUUUAUCUGUGCAAGAACAUAACAUUCCCAUGUCCGUGGACGAAGAUUUGUCCAUGAAUGAUACUUAUGACUGAAGUAAAUCGGUCAAGUCACAGAAAGGAACUAUUUUAUGCAGUUAAAUGUAUAUACACCCCGUUUGAAAACUCUUUACAUAUCGAAUUAAGUCGAACAACAAUAUACUGAGACAUUACGCCAGGAUAAUGUCACCAUGAACGUUGAUAACAGGAUGAUAUCGAUAUAUAAAUGAUAUAUCAUCGUUCUAUGACGAAAAGACAAUCAAAAGCUUACUUAUAUACAUAGGGACUAUACAUUUUAUUACCACUUUAUCAAGUCUCUGUAACAAUUUUAAUAUAAUACAAAUUUAAUUAUACGAAUUUAAAUUUGUGCAUGUUGUAAUAUUCUAUAGCAUUACGAUUUGUAUUAACAAUGCCAAUGUUAACAAUUCAACUAUUCUCCCAACUUUUAUUUGUAAUAAUCUGAAGGUAUAAUAAUGACAAUAAUGUCUUAAUUUAAAAUAUAUUACUGAUCCUAAACUGAAGUAGCCCCAACACUUUAGAUUCAAUGAUGGAGCCUUUGAACAUAUUAACUUUUUAACAUAUUAACAUAUCACUAUCGACUUGAUUUAAGUUGACUGUAGAGGUUUUGUUCCUUCGUUCUUAAAUCAAUGGAAAUAAUAGCAACAAAGUGUUUUUUAUCAACACUUGGAACCUGUACAAUCUCAUUUGAACAUGCUUUAUUUGAACUUUCCUGCUUUUGAUUUCAUGGAUGCUAGAUAAUCAGUUGAAGUUAAGUUUGUGAAGAUCCUUCCCCUUGCUAACAGUAGCCAUAUGGUUCAUUGUGGGGACAGGCUUGGCACGGAUGGUUGGAUUGGUUGGUUGGUUUGUUGUUUUACGCCGCACUCAGCAAUAUUCCAGCUAUAUGACGGCGGUCUGUAAAUAAUCGAGUCUGGACCAGACAAUCCAGUGAUGGAUAUCAUGAGCAUCGAU
This is a messenger RNA of Haliotis rufescens (red abalone), 3189 nucleotides long. RefSeq lists its product as uncharacterized. Lineage: Eukaryota; Metazoa; Mollusca; Gastropoda; Lepetellida; Haliotidae. Bases 1432 to 2277 code for a protein of 281 amino acids. The transcript has 3 exons. The record is from RefSeq and is a predicted model, not a curated record.